Phycodurus eques (leafy seadragon) is the source of this 3750-nucleotide messenger RNA. RefSeq names its product 3-oxoacyl-ACP synthase, mitochondrial (gene oxsm). The transcript is spliced from 2 exons. Gene Ontology annotation, molecular function: 3-oxoacyl-[acyl-carrier-protein] synthase activity. Gene Ontology annotation, biological process: fatty acid biosynthetic process. Lineage: Eukaryota; Metazoa; Chordata; Actinopteri; Syngnathiformes; Syngnathidae. The record is from RefSeq and is a predicted model, not a curated record. The coding region runs from base 471 to 1841 and encodes 456 amino acids.
AUAACCGAACAGCACACUCCAACAACGCUCGGAGUUUCCGGACAUUCUGGGGUGUCGAAAGCGCGAACGUGCUCUUCAUAUCUAGGGUCUUGCUGGUAACUCCAGCGAUCUGUUUUGGGUCUUGAGUAUAGCAGUCCAAAUGAUGCCUGAAUAUUGUUCAGUCCCAAAUAAUAUUCCAUAUGGAUGUAGUUUUAUAGAAGAUCACUCAAAAUAUAAGUGAAAGCCACUCUUCCAAUACUUGAUUGGUUUGACUCUAUUUGAUAUUGAUGAUGUAUUCAUACUCGUGUUGACUGAAUCCGGCAUUUGCGAAGUGUUUCCGAAGCCAACUGCAAGCUCAGUUUUAGUUUUCUUUUUUUUAAAGAAAUGUUCAAAUGCGCACGCUUUGAUUGCUGUACCGGAAACCACUCCAAACGAACCGCAUACGUAUUAUCUUAUCGCUUUUUGUCACCGAGCGCGGAUUUCCCAAAGGUAUGAUCUUUUUGCCACCGUCCUUCUGGGCUAACGUCCAACUUAGCCGGAGUUGGAGGCUCGUGUUUCAAACGAGGCACACUUCCGGGGGCCACAGCUCUGCAAGACGGAAAAGAGUGGUUAUUACUGGCAUAGGUCUAGUGUGUCCUCUGGGCGUAGGGACGGCUCGACCCUGGAACAACCUCAUUAAGGGCCAGAGCGGGAUUGUGGCGCUGAGCUCGGAAGAUUACAAAACCGUCCCCUGCAAAGUGGCGGCCUUAGUACCCAGAGGAAAGGCAGAAGGUCAAUUCCAUGAGGAAACGUUUGUAUCUCGCGCAGAGGUCAGUCGCAUGUCACCGGCCACCGUCAUGGCACUUGCAGCUGCUCAGCUUGCCCUGGACGACUCAGGAUGGUCCCCUCAAUCCUCAGAGGAACAACUCGCCACUGGUGUAGCAGUUGGCAUGGGCAUGGUAUCGCUGGACGAAAUCGUGUCGACCUCUGUGACCUUCCAAGAAAACGGCUACAAGAAGAUUAGCCCUUUCUUUGUGCCGCGUAUCCUGGCGAACAUGGCAGCUGGGCACAUAAGUAUCAAGCACAAUUUGAAGGGCCCUAACCACGCUGUGUCCACAGCGUGCACCACGGGCGCACAUGCCAUCGGGGAUGCGGCGAGGUUUAUUACCCAUGGUGAUGCAGUUGCUAUGGUUACAGGUGGGACAGAAUCCUGCGUUGGUCCUCUGGCAAUAGCCGGGUUCGCAAGAGCACGCGCUCUCGCCACCAGAUGGAACGACGAUCCCAAACUGGCUUCGAGACCCUUCCAUCCGGAAAGAGAAGGCUUCGUGAUGGGCGAAGGAUCGGCUGUGCUCCUGCUGGAAGAACUGGACCACGCAGUAAAGCGUGGGGCCAGAAUGUACGCCGAGGUGUUGGGGUACGGACUCUCAGGAGAUGCCAGCCACAUUACCACACCCGCUGCGGAUGGAGACGGGGCAUUCAGAUGCAUGGCAGCUGCCAUCCAAGAUGCUGGCAUUUCUCCUGAAGAGGUGUCUUAUGUGAAUGCCCACGCCACAUCCACACCUUUGGGCGACGCAGCGGAAAACGCUGCCAUCAAGAGGCUCUUUCGUCGAAGUGCAGGAGCAUUGGCUGUGUCCUCCACCAAAGGAGCCACCGGACAUUUGCUCGGGGCUGCAGGCGCUCUGGAGACGGCAAUCACCGCUCUGGCUUGCUACCAUGGUAUCCUGCCCCCGACCCUCAACCUGGACUCCACCGAGCCAGAGUUCAACCUCAAUUACGUUCCCUGCGUAGCGCAGCCAUGGCAGACUUUGGGCAGAAGGGUGGCCCUCACGAACUCGUUUGGAUUUGGAGGAACGAACGCCACGCUGUGUAUUGCCAACAUCUGAAGCGUAAAACCAAAACCGUAUUGCCAACAUCUCAAGCGUAAAACCAUCUCGAAAGACAGACGCUGUACACAUUACAUACAUUUGUGACCCGCCUGCUACACUCAUGAAAAACACAUCAUGUCAGCCAUUCACAGAAAGCUCGGGGUGCUCCGCAGCCGCACAUUGAAUUCAAAUGUGCCUCCUUCCACUUAUGAACCAACAAGAGGCCGUGGAGCAGUACCUCGUGGUGGAAACCAAACACCCAUGUUGGUCGGCGAAGGCUGAAACGCCGCUUCCGACAUAUUGUCAGCAAAUGUUACCUCAUCACCAAAAUCUCACAUCAUUGGGAAGCAUUUCGAAACGCCUUUUCAAAGCACGGCCGUGCGACUUCCCAUCAGUUUCGUGCUGUGUUGUGAUUGGACAUAUGCAGCCUGAGAUAUGACAAAAAUUAAUUCUAUCAAUUAUUCCAUCGAUUGAACCAACAAUCAGAUGAAGGAUUUUGCAUUAGCUCGCUGCGGAAUCUUUGUUUUCUGAUGACUCUUUGUUUAUGAACCAAUUACUAUUUGGUAUUUUGCUUGAAAGAUUCUGAAACCAAACCAAAUAAACAACAAUGAAGCAAUAUCACACGAGAGCGAAUGAUGUAGGCCUCCUCGCCAACGUGGACAGAGCUUCUUUUUGGGUGCUGAUUAUUGCAAAAGGCUACUAGUUUUAUACACACUUCCGGUGUUCCCCACAGGACCGGAAUGUAUUAGCGGUGGUGGGUAUCCGGCGUUUUGGGGUGUGGGUUCAAGUUAAACGGACACUUCGCCAAUAACUCGUAAUACGAUCGGUCAAUCAAUACAAAGGAAUUUAAUAUAAAAAUGUUACGCUUGACGCCAUUGUACGUUCCGUGGAAUCAUGCUGACGCAACUUUUGCAGCAUUUAUGGAAGCGCGAUAUAGGUUUUGUCUUAUUAUGAUGAAAAAAAUAAAACUAAUAAAAAGCUUUAACAAUCACAUUAGAGACAGAGGGAAUGAUAUGUAUGUGUACGUAAGAUUCGGAAGUGGGUGACAGAACGCUUCCAAUGUUCCGUUUCCGCUGCCGACCGCCUCGCUCGCCUCGCGGCGGCCAAGCUAGAAGAGCGAAUCGCUUCAUACGCUGAUUCGGUUCAGUUCGUUCACUCAAAAAGAUUCGUCCUUCUGAACGCUACAAAGCGGAAAUAGAAAACACUUGUUUGCCACAUGGCGAUUGUUAGAGGUUAGGAAAAAUACUGGCGAUAAAGGAGGUGGUCCACUUGUUUAUGAAAUAGGAAUCAACAACACGAAGGGGGAUAUAAUUUACCUGUGAAGCCAAUGCAUGGGAUAAACAAGCAAGUACAUUUUUCAGUAAUUCCGGAUGUCUGCCUAAAGAUGAGGCAACUUGUCGCAUCGCCUCCACUCAUGCUUGCCCUAUAAAAUUGCAACAGCAAAAAAAGACUUGUUGUCACUGCAACAGCAGAGUUCAUAUUUAAUAUCAACAUUGAAUCUCACUUAACUGCACUCACAGGCAGAAACCUUGACGAUGCGCAAAGAAUUUACAACUGUCGCCGCUCACGUGCCAGGAGGGCGAUGGAGACCAGCUUUGGCAUCCUGGCAGCACGAUGACGAAUCCUGAGAUGAGCAAUUCAAUUCCAUUCAGAUAAAACUGUUCGAGUUGCGAAGACACAUGUGGCUCAACACAAUUACAUCAGCAACACAGAUGCUGAAACCCCCCCCCCCCCCCAGCCACACGCUACAUUCCAUCCAGGUUUUCUGACUCUUAACACCUGCAGGUCAUGUUGUCCAUGGAGAACGGAGCAGAGCAGUAGCAGGCGGACAGCGAUUUUCCCCUGGCGUCUCCUCCCGCUGGGACGCGCCCGGAACACCUCACCAGGGUGGCGUCCGGGAGGCAUCCUAAACAGAUGCCCGAGCCAC